AUGUCUUCGACAAUCCCGCUAAGGCUUUAUGUUGCAUGCGGCUCUUACGAUGGAUCGGUGUUCGCUAUGUCCUACGACCAUUUGACUCUCAGUGAAACUGGCCAAAUCAGACUAAAAGCAGAAUUUAUCGAUCCUGACGCACAUCCGAGUCCAGUCACUGCACUUGCGGUGUGCGGUGAUGUCGUCGUAUCAGGAAGUACUGAUGAGGCUAUUCAGAUAUUCUCCCUAUCAAAACACUGUCGUAUGGGCUGCCUUGAGGUUCACACUGGCAGCAUCCGUCACCUCGUUUUCGCAGAUUCCCGCCAUUUUUUAAGCGCUGGCGAAGAUGCAUGCCUAGCGAUAUGGCGCCGGCCGAAUUCUCGAAAUGCCACCACCGCCACCUGGCAAUGUAUUCGUCAAAUGCGUCGUCACAAGGGUCCCAUCACCUCUCUGUGUCUCCAUCCCUCCUCUCGCAUCGCUUUUACGCUCUCAGAGGACAAGACACUGCGUGUUUGGAACCUGAUGCGGGGUCGGCAGGCCUACACAACUCGCUUGAAGUCCCUCAACGCAGAAGGGGCGUCUGCUAUAGACAUCACUGGUCACUUCUUGCUUAUCUCCUGGCCCUACGAUCGCCUCGAUGUUGUCGACUUGAACCAGAACAAAGAUAAACCUGUGUUGAGCGCUAAAUUCUCCACUUCCUUCUCCGUUCCACCAGUCGUCUUUCACGAGGACGAAGAACAUCUUUACCUAUUGAUUGGGUUCGGAAAUAAGAUUAAGGCUUUCCGAUGUCCAAUAGCAGCCACCAUGGCAAAUGCCAGCAAACUGGAACCUCUUGGGGAGAGCCGUCUCCCCGGAAAGCGCCUCAAGUUCCUCAAAGUCCUGCCCUGGCCCGCCCAACUUGUUUCCAGCCAGCCGGACUUAUAUGGAGGUAGGCGACGUCUAGUCACCCUGGUCACCACCGACAUUGAUGGCUCCUACGUGCGUGGCUACGCGGUCGACCUUGAGACCUCCACAGACAUCUCCUCUCCCGAUGCUCUGCGUCCCGUUUUCGCCUACGACAUCCGCGACAUUCGUCUGACCCGGAUCGACACUGUAUGGGCUUCCACUGGCCUUGAUAAGGACGAAUUGCAAUCAGCUGAUGUGGAUAUGGAGGAGGAGGAGGAUGACGGCACAUCCGAAGAGGAGGUGGAUAAAGAUGAUGAAUCAGUUUGA
Messenger RNA from Mesocestoides corti, 1191 nucleotides. Lineage: Eukaryota; Metazoa; Platyhelminthes; Cestoda; Cyclophyllidea; Mesocestoididae. The record is from the annotation of a GenBank genome assembly.